Messenger RNA from Schistosoma rodhaini, 8577 nucleotides. The record is from the annotation of a GenBank genome assembly. NCBI's taxonomy places the organism in Eukaryota, Metazoa, Platyhelminthes, Trematoda, Strigeidida, Schistosomatidae.
AAUUUUUCGCGCAUAAUUUUGAUCAAUAAUGAAGCCCACAAAUUUAUGUCAGUAACAAAUAAGUGGCAAUAGUUGUAGUGUACACCGAUGGUCUCACAAAAACAACAAACCGGUGUCCAUAUUUUUAUCCGAUGCGAUAAACAACAGUCAUACUAUUAUUCCUAAUCUAUCUCUGGUCCUACUGAUUUUCACUUUCACUGUGGCAGGUGUUUAUGUUAAGUAUAACGUGGUGCUGUUAACUACUCUGCUCCAUUACGAGUGGUGACAUAAGUCUGUGCCGUAUGAGUUUGCUAUUCCCUCCUAACCAUUAAGGUUCAUGGGUCUUAGUACAAGCUUUCAGAUGUUACACACAUACAGGCUAGCGUAUUACUGUACGGUUAGCAAGUUAGAUGCAGACUCAUUUUCUUCAGUUCUGCUUUUCGUCGGUACCUAAUUGCUUGGUGUAUAAACCACAUGCUAGGUGAAACCAAUCUACACUUAGCUCGGAAAUAGAUAAGUGUUUCUAAAAUGUCCAAGUGAGGUUUUACUCCGACAAAAUCAGGGAGUUAGCACUGUAUGCUCGUUCAAAGGUGAUUACUCUCGAUGCACAGACUUCCAAGCCGAGACCUCUUCUGGCUACCGUAUCCAGGUAUGUACUAAUUUGUGUACGAAUAGCGAAGUGGUAUAUCUUUACAGCUCGUAUUGACUAAUGUCGGCGUUACCGUAUACCGAUAAGUCGAUUAAUAAAUAAUCAGUUGCCGAUUAAGACACAUUCCAUCGCUCUCUAUGUUAGUCGUUCUAAGGUGCAAAGAUACAUGUCAUGCCUUUUAUAUGGUUCUUAGGAUUCUUAUCGAAUAAGCUACCCCUACUGAACACAAGUAGAGCUAAGUUCUAAUUUAGUUAAGCGAUCUGUUCGUCUACACAUACAAUCGUUUCCAGGUUCAGUAUAAGGCUACCUAAACAAUAUCGUAUGGUUUUCGAUGUAGUGAAGUUUAAGUUUAAAAUCCGCGUAUUGCUGCAUUUACACAUAGUCUAAUAAAUACGGUCCAAGAACAGCAUAAAUUAGCUUUAUCUACUUCAGGAAUGAUUAUCACCAAUCUGACGUAAAGUACUCGGUACAGGUUUACAACGGAUCUUAAUUUGCCUAGCAGUAGAUGUUAGUUCUUCAGUAAAUGUAGCCGACACUAGCGUCUGAUGGAUAACUUUACACCUGUAACAUUACUACUCCCAGGUUAACUGUCCAGGCUAAUCAGUGAUUAGUUGACAAAAAGAGAAGUCUGAAAGUUCUACUGACUUCAGUUUCUCGAAAUGACUAGGCUUUCAUAUUAUAUUGCUCGUGUUGUGUUGCCAUGCGAGUAGUUACUAAGACUGCAUCUGGUGCUCAUUCAAGUCCCAUAAGUCGCUUUAAGAACUGGGAACACAAUCGCGCGAGAUUUAGGUGUUUGUUGAUCCCCAAUGAAGCUAUUGUGGUGUGUGUAUAGUGUAGCUCAUACAAGUACACGUUUGUAUACUAAACCACAUUUGGCGCAUAUGUGCUGGUGAUACUAUCUAAAGCGAAACAGAUGUAACGGGAUCCCAACAAGCAAAUUUGUGAUUAUACAUUAUCUGAUUCAAAACUAGAUUCCCACACAGAAGGUACCUGUGACUAGCCGUUACUAUUAUUUUCAUGAAACAAUAGUCGUGAGACUCAAGAUUCCUGACUAGUCAUGGGAUACAGUUUAAGAGCGGACAACUUAAUACGUUUGGUGAGAUCUAACGGGAAGACAUCGAGACGAUUUCUUAUGUGUUAGAUUAUAGUUCAGGUAAUUCCGAAAAAUUUAUCGUGUCGCUCGAACUUAGUGAUAUUCAGAACUUUUGAUUAAUGCAUUCUAAUUUAAGGAUUCUUUGUGUGGGUAGGAGUGAGGUAUUUUUGUCAACGGUGUAUACGAUUGACUGUGUCUACAUGUACUAGGAAGCACACAGUACACUGCAUAUUACAGGGAAUAACGUGCCAUCAGAUGUCGUUCCUGAGUAUUAUUUCUGUAUUGAUAUCGCUUGCUUUGAUCUAGAUCAAAUAAGAGUUCUGAUAUUCUAUGAUUCACAUCCUUUAAGAAUUGGUCAGGUCACACUAACCCAAGUAAUGGUUCGUCGACAUAACACGCUUGAAUCCUAGACCCUUAGAAUUCUCAUUACAUCUAUGUAUUUAGCAGCUGAUAAACGUGUCUGUGUUUCCAACUUCUUUUAUAAGGUAAUCAGUAGGUCGAUUCAGAAUUCUCUAUGUUUUGAAUGUAGUUUUUGUGGACAUAAGUGUCUUCCUAGUCGACUGAAUAAUCAUGUCAUAAAAUCUCACUGACAUUAUACUGAACUAAGUUUGACCUUCACCUCUUAACCUCUACUUUAUAUUAAACAACUAUUUACACUACCUUCCUUUACUUUCUAUGUAUGAUUGUCAUAAAUGUGGGUCCAUCAUAGUUAUGUGCCUUGUAUUGCUGUGUUUAUGACCAUAGAUUGUGUGACUAGCUCAUAGGAAACAAGUUUGAUUUUCUACAAAGGCCCACUUCAAAUCAUAUCUUCGACUUUCAUUUCAAACUGCCUAAUAUUAGCUUUUGCACAUAGAUAUCGAAAAAUGCUUGAACAGAGAACUAGGGCUACACCUAUAAUAAGCCUUGCUAAGUUUUAAAAGCUCGCGAUGGUGUAAGAUUCCGUGGUUUCGUAACAUACACUGUAAUGUUAAGUGUAUGCUGGUAUACCAUUAGAAGGACCUGCAUCCGAAUCGUUGAUUACUAACGAAUCAACUAAAUUGUGGGUCUUACGUCGUCCUGUUAUCGUGUAAGUGCCUGUAAUCCGCGAGUGCUUAUUCCCGACCCAAUUUAUACAAAUAUAUAUAAUCGUGCAAAAUGUACGCUAAUUGCCUACCCGCGAAUUCAGAUUUCAAUUUCGGUCUCAGGAACACGUUAAUAACAUUUACACGAAAUGUAUAUUUAUUGACCUUGAGCGACCAGAUAAAGUGUACCACAACAUAUAAUUGUUCAGUGACCGCAUCAAACUUUUAUUCCCGUUCAGUGUGAACAGGCUUUCAAUGGUGAAUAGUCUUAACGAAGUGGGUAGAUAUGAAUCUUCGAGUAACUCAAAGUAAAAACAAACUACAGAUUGAUGAGCGACGGAUCCAUAUCUCAUACAGAGCAAUCUGAAUCUUCACCUCAGGAUGACACUGUUUUAUCAAAUUCACCACCGCAACCAGUCAGAUCUAGAAAACAAAAUAUAAGAGAGCUUCGUGAAGAAUUUGAAGAUUAUCCUGAACUGUAUGGUAUACGUAGAUCUGCACGAAGUCGCAAAGAGCCAUUACGUUUCAAAGCAUCAGAGAAAGAUACAACUGAUGCACUUUUUCGAGAAAAGCGAAGAAAUCGUUUUCCUAGCAGUUCAGAUAGUAAUAAUGUAACAGAUAGUGAAACAGACGAUUGGAAUGAUAAUAUAUCAACAAGACAUCGUACUGUAAGAACACGAGGAAAUCGUGUCAAUUACAAAAGUGCUUUUGUAGAUGACAGUUUUGAUGAAUCUAACGAUGAACCAUCGGAACGAUCUAGUUCGAGCAUAUUUAAACCAAUCAAUCAACGAACUUCAUAUGGCACUGUACCAAUACUAAAUCAACAAACGUGUUUUCAAAAGCCAAGAGGUCCUUUGGUCCGAAAACCUUAUGCACCAGUCUUGGCAAGCAGAAAUUCAAAGUCAUUCAUAAAAUCAGAUGACAAUAAUCUAGACCAAAUUGGCGUAAAAGAACAAUAUUCAGAAGAGGAUGAAGAUGGUGUAAGUGGUGAAGUUAACCGGGAAAUUGAAUGGGGAGUUGAUGAUGAAGAAGCGGAUGUUAUUGAAGAGAUAUUAACUCAUGCUAUUCGACGUAAAGGUGCCACUGGUAAUCCUACCACUCUGUAUAAUACACAAUUAGAAAAAGAUUUAAAUGCUGGUUUUAAUCCUAAACAAGAGGAUGGUGAAUUACAAUUUCUCAUUAAAUGGCGUAAUUGGAGUCAUAUUCAUUCGACAUGGGAAACUGAAUCUUCAUUACGUAAUCCAGAUCGAGGUGCACCAGUUGCUGGUAUGAAAAAAUUCUAUGCAUAUCAAGCAAUUAUGCGAGAAAAAAGUGAACGUUUACAAUAUGUUGAAAGGGAAGAACUAGAAACUGUGGCUUAUGAAGAAGAACGUGAUGAACAAUUAUUACAAGAUAAAAUGAAUGUUGAACGUAUAGUAGCCCAUAGCCGUGAUCCAGAAACAAACACUUUUGAUUAUCUCAUUAAAUGGUUUCGUUUGGAUUAUCGAUUUUGCACCUGGGAAUCUGGAAAGGUUAUACAUUUACUCUAUGAAUCAGCAGUUCAAGCUUAUGAAACUCGUUGUAAUUCUACCACAUUACCUAAUCGAAAAUGUGAAGUACUCUAUACACGACCGAAAUUUCUACCACUAAUGGAACAACCUUCCUACCUUGGACGCUCAGAGGAGCUUCGUCUACGUGAUUAUCAACUUGAAGGUAUUAAUUGGUUAGUUCGUGCUUGGACUCGUAGGAACAGUGUGAUUUUAGCAGAUGAAAUGGGAUUAGGGAAAACUAUUCAGACUAUUGGAUUUCUUUCAUAUUUGUUCAAUGAGCAUCAGGUAUAUGGACCUUUUCUUAUUGUUGUUCCUUUGAGUACUAUAUCAAGCUGGCAAAAAGAACUUCAAACUUGGGCACCAGAAAUGAAUACUAUAAUAUAUACUGGUGAUCAUGUAUCACGACAAUUGAUUAGAGAGCAUGAAUGGUCAACUGGAGCUUCUAAUAACAGACGUCAUCAAUCAUUAAAAUUCAAUGUUUGUGUAACUACUUACGAAAUCUUACUAAAGGAUAAAGGUUGGCUUAGUCAAGUAAAUUGGGCUUUUUUAGGAGUUGAUGAAGCUCAUCGUUUGAAAAAUGAUUCAAGUCAAUUGUAUAAAACUUUGAAAACAUUUGAAACAAAUACCCGUCUAUUGGUUACAGGAACACCUUUACAAAACACUAUGAAAGAAUUAUGGGCAUUAUUACAUUUUAUUAUGCCGGAUUGUUUUCCCGAUUGGGAAGAAUUUGAACAGACUUACAGUGUUUCUCCUGAUGAUCCAGCUAAUAAAAUGAAUAGUGAAGCAUUUCAUAAUCUUCAUAAAACAUUAAAACCUUUUCUACUUAGACGAGUGAAAAAAGAUGUAGAAAGUUCAUUACCGGAAAAAAUUGAACAAAUUCUGCGAGUUGAUAUGACUAAAGAACAAGCAAAUAUAUAUAGAUUAAUUUUAGCCCGUAAUUAUGAUGGAUUAUUAAAAGUAACACGUGGCCAUAAAGCUUCUUUUAUUAAUAUUGUUAUGGAAUUAAAAAAAUGUUGUAAUCAUGCUCAUUUAAUUGCACCUCCAUCUGAAGUUGAUCAACAGUAUUUAACUAAAGAAGAUCGAUUAAGAUCGUUUUUAAAAGGUAGCGGUAAAGGUACCUUAUUAGAUAAAUUAUUACAACGUCUUAAAUCAAAGGGACAUCGAGUUCUUAUCUUUAGUCAAAUGGUUCGUAUGUUAGAUCUUAUAGCUGAUUAUUUAAGUUUACGUGGUUGGGGUUUCCAACGUCUUGAUGGAUCAAUAAGAGGUGAAGUACGUAAACAGGCAUUAGAUCAUUUUAAUUGUGAAGGUUCAACUGAUUUCUGUUUUUUACUGUCUACACGUGCGGGUGGUCUUGGUAUUAAUUUAGCUACAGCUGAUACUGUCAUCAUAUUUGAUUCUGACUGGAAUCCUCAAAAUGAUUUACAAGCUCAAGCACGUGCACAUCGUAUAGGUCAAACUAAACAAGUAUCAGUGUAUCGUUUUGUUACUCGUGAAUCUGUGGAAGAGAAGAUAAUUGAAAGUGCUACACGAAAAAUGGUUUUAGACCAUUUAGUUAUUCAAAGAAUGGAUUCAGCUGGUAUCCGUAGUGGUCGACGUGGUGAUACAGCUAAAGGUCAUUUACUUACUGAAAUUCUUCGUUACGGUGCAGAAGGAUUAUUUAAACAAGCAGACGAAGAUGCUACAGAGUUGGAAGUUGAUAUUGAUGAUAUUCUCAAUCGAGCAGAAACACGAGAUACAGAAGCUACAGUAGAGUCCAAUCCAGCUAACGCUUUACUCUCUUCAUUCAAAGUUGUAAACCUCGAUGCAUUGGAAGAAGAUACUGAUAUUAAAAACGGAAAUGAUUCAUUAAAUUCUUCAAUAAAUACAGGAUGUGAAAAAACAUGGGAUCAAAUUAUUCCCAGUGAGUUUCGGGGACAAGUGAAAGCAGAACAAGACAGAAAAACUCUGGUUGAACUUGAGUUGGGCCCACGACGUAGGCGUCCUGUCAAAACUUUUCAAGCAGGACUAAAUGUUAACCAAUCCUCUUCUGAAACAUCGGAGACUGAAGAAAAUGACAAAGUUCUCCCAACUCAACUUACAGAAAAAGAAAUUCGCGCUUUGGUUCGUGCGAUCAGACAUUUUGCGCGCCCUCUGGAACGUAUUGAUGCAAUAGCGGCUGACGCUGAGCUUCCCGAUCAUUCUGAGUCUGAACUUCGUGAGGUGGUAGAUGCUGUUCUAAAAGGUUGUCGAACAGCCAUGGAAGCGGCCUCCAUCAAUUCAAAUGAAGAGUCCCAGAAACAAGCGACUGGUGGUAAAGGACCUGUUUUUCAAUACGGUCGCGUUAGUGUGGCUGCAAGACCUUUAUUACAAAGUCUAGAAUAUCUAGAAACCCUUCACCUCUGUCUACCCUCCACCAACAAAGAAGCACGUAUGUCUUAUGAAUUGCCGUUUUCUCCUAAACUAGUCGCGUGGUCAUGCAAUUGGGACAAUACUGAUGAUGUUCGACUUUUAGCAGGAGUUUAUGAGCACGGAUAUGACAAUUGGGAAACAAUCAAACUAGAUGCUGACUUAGGUCUCGGCUCUAAACUACUUCCAGUUUCACAAACAGAACGUCCACAGGCCAAUCAUUUACGAUCGCGUGUGGAUUAUCUUUUAAAAAUGUUAGCUAAAUGCCAUUCAUCAGUCAGUAAAAAUACUGAACAGCAGGUGAUUACUAAAAAAAGAAGAAAAGAGGACAGAGAGUCAAACAAAUCAAAUCAAAAAGCUAAAACAAUCACUUCAAAAGCCAAUAUAAAACAUACUAAUAAGCAGAUAUCUAUCCCAAUAAAUUCGAUGCCUAAAUCAGCAGAAUUUGUAGAAACUGACGACUCAUCAUCAGAAUCAGACUAUAAUAAAAAUAAUGAUGACAAACAAGAAGAAAAUGACAUUGAUAAUGAUAACAUAUCAAAUCAGCUUUUAAAAAAUACUAAACAAUCUAGAAAAAGUACAAAUAAAUCAAAAAUUAAAUCUGAGAAAAGAGAUAAAUAUAUUUCAGAAUUAAAACCUCCUACACUUCAACCUUUAUUAUCUAAUCAUCAAGAGAAUUUAUCUAAUGUAUCAACAAUGAUAUUUACAAAAAAAGAAGAAGAUGAAUUUCGUAAUAUGCAAGGUCCAAUUUUUGUAAAAUGUAAAAAGAAAUUUGUACCGAUUAAGAAACAUUUCAAAGAGUUGGAAGAUCUUGAACGAACUGAUGAACAAAACCCAGUAGAACUGGCUAAUGUCGUUUUACAAAUUGGUGAUCAUAUUCAUUCCAUUAUAGAUGUAUAUCCCGAAAAAGAGAAACGUCAUGCAUGGAAAAAUUAUCUAUGGGAGUUUGUGCAUAUCUUUUCAAAGAAUUCCACUGAAGAACUUCGACAUAUCUACAGACAUGCUGUGAAACGUCGAUUAAAAGAACAAAGAAAAAAAAUAAACGAUGUCGAUUCUAAUUUUCCACCAAAACAUAAUAAUUCAUUACGCAACAGCAAUAAUAGUAUAGAUUAUUCUGAAGCGACAUCAAAUCGUCAUUCUUCAAAUCGCGACUACUAUAGUAAUAGUAAUAAUAAUGAUAACAGCACCGGUAAUGCUGCAUUAUUUCGACGAUAUCAUACAAAUAGAUUAUCGUCACAUGACCGAAAUGAUCGUCAUGAACAGCAUAGUGGUUACAGUCAUGGUGGACAGAAUAAAUAUUAUAAUAAUAGUAAUAGUGAUUGGUCCUCUUCUAUUACAAGUUCACAUAAAGAAUUCAAUCGAGAUAGGAACAACAAUAGUUCACGUUUCAAUAACGCUUUUAAUCGUCCACCGGGUCAGUCGAAUGUAAAGCAUCACAAAGAUAAUGGAGGUUUUACUUCACAGAUGUAUUCUUCACCUCGUGUUGUCUCUAGUCAUUAUCAGCAACAGCAUAAUUCCAGUAGUUAUUCUUCUGGUCAUUAUCCUUGGACUAAUUAUUCAUCAUCAGACGAUAUGAUAAAUAGUUCCUCCCCUAAAAUGGAAACAUACAAAUUUACCUCACAUUAUCCACCUGUGUUAUCAUCAUCAACAUCAUCUUCUUUGCCCGAAUCGAUUACCUCUACUACCACCACUACUAAAACGCCAUCAUAUUUCUCAUCCAUGGGACAGUGUCUUCCCCCACCACCUCCUCCUCCCCCUCCCCUUCUACAACAACAACAUGCAACUAAUCAACUAUCACGUGAUCCUCGACUUUCCUCAUCAAGAAGAUGAUGUUAACUGUGAAUGAAGAGCAGACAACUAAAAUUGAAUAGUGUACAGUCA